AUGCGACUUAUCCCAUCCACGCGUUUCACGUUAGCGCUACUCGUAUCUUUUGCAUUGUUCAUUCAAUAUUCACAACGAGUGAGUCUGUCGAUGGGUAUCGUUUGUAUGGUUAAUAGGACGGCGACAGAUAAUGCAUCGAAAUUUUCAGUGAAAUAUGGAUCAGAGUUGUUAAAUGACAAAAAGUUCGCCUGGACAGAAUUCCAGCAACAGAUUCUCCUCGGCGCUUAUUGGUUUGGUUACAUUUUUACCUUAAUACCAAGCGGUUGGCUAUCAAUUACUCUGGGUGCCAAGCGAAUGUUCGCUGGCAGUCUUCUAUUCAGUUCGAUUGCAACUAUUGGAAUCUGUAGCAUUUAUUUCAUUGAUCGUUUCAAUUUCUACGUUGCUUUGUUCUUUCGAAUUAUCAUUGGCUUUACUCAUGGUCCACUGUUUCCAGCAACGUACACUUUCUGGUCAGUAUGGGCUGUACCUCUCGAACGGAGUACUUUGACAGCCAUCGGAUUCUGUAGCAAUAAUCUCGGGACCUCUGUAACUAUGCUAGUUGGUGGUCUCCUCUGCCGUUAUGUUAGUUCAGGAUGGGUUCAUAUAUUUCUUCUGACAGCUCUGUGCGGCUUUAUUUGGCUUCCAUUAUGGUUGUGGUUGGUAGCUGAUUCACCCCAAACCCAUCGAACAAUUAGUGAAAAAGAACGAAAUUAUAUAUGCAAAAAUAUUGGUUUGAACAGUGAGGAUAAAAAGAAGAAAACUGUUUCACUAGGGUCUUUGCCGUGGAAGAAAUUUCUUCGGUCCAAACCACUGAUUGCUUUAUUUGUAACUGAGUGUUGCAAUUUAUUUGGUCUGUUCUUUUUCUAUACAAACGUGGGCAAAAUUUUAACUGAAAUUCACCGUAUUCCUACUCAAUAUACUGGAUAUAUCUUAGCUGCCGGUUUUAUCUGCAUGCCGAUUAGUAGUCUUCUAGCAGGUAUCAUUGCUGAUAAUGUUGUUCGUCGAGAAAUGAUGUCUUUGACGGAUGUUCGAAAAUUAUUCAAUUCCUUAUCGUCAUUCAUUCCCGCUAUCUGCAUGAUAGUUCUCUGUUUUUGUGAUCAUACUCGACAAGUUCUAGGAUUGGUUACAAUCUUAAUUCUGCUAUUUUCUUCAGCAUUGGCUUAUGGUUCUGGCUACAUUGUGAAUUUUGCUGAUGUACUGCCGGCGUAUUCAUCAAUUGUGUUCGGUAUAGUCACAGCAGCGGCAACAUUCGGUGCACUGAUGGCUAAUGUUAUCGCUGGGCUUGUUAUCAAACGACCUGUUCUGGAAGACUGGCGUAAAAUUUUCAUUCUCUUUUCCAUCAUAUAUGUUAUCGGUGGUGUCACUUUUUUAAUACUUGGUUCUGCAGUACCGCGGACAUGGGCUUCGCUUAAAGUUCAUGAGCCACAGCAACAGAUGGACAAUGUUACAACUAACGCUGCAGAUGAAGAAGAAGCUAUUCCGAUGAAAACUGUAGCACCGAUUAAUGAGUAG
This is a messenger RNA of Adineta ricciae, 1491 nucleotides long. The record is from the annotation of a GenBank genome assembly. NCBI's taxonomy places the organism in Eukaryota, Metazoa, Rotifera, Eurotatoria, Adinetida, Adinetidae.